Messenger RNA from Aspergillus versicolor CBS 583.65, 1875 nucleotides. Its product is annotated as DUF3176 domain-containing protein. The record is from RefSeq and is a predicted model, not a curated record. NCBI's taxonomy places the organism in Eukaryota, Fungi, Ascomycota, Eurotiomycetes, Eurotiales, Aspergillaceae. The coding region runs from base 94 to 1788 and encodes 564 amino acids. The transcript is spliced from 2 exons.
UGAUUGCGUUGUUUUGUUCGUCUUUAUCCUGGCUCCGGUUUGUAUCCCUCAAAGGGCGUCUGCAACACACAGUCGCGGACACAGGCUACCAUAAUGGGUGUAGAUAGCAGCAACGAGAAGCCGUACCAGCAGCCUGCCCAGUCUUCCGAGGUAGAUUCCGAGCCACAGAGCACGCCCAGCACUGGAUACAAGCGGCAUCCGGUGUACUCCCCCAGCGAAUGGCUCCUAGAAUCCAUCAGUUCGAUUCUGGCCUUGGGCCUCCUUAUUGGUAUCGCGAUCAUCUUCUGGUACAUGGAUAACAAGCCUCUCUCUGCCUGGCGGGGCCGUGUCUCUCUUAACGCGACAAUUUCCAUCCUAACAACUGCAUGCACCACCGCCCUCAUGCACGGAGUGAGCACAUUCAUAGCACAGUCAAAAUGGCUUCACUUCAAGAACGGGCCUCGCAAGUUGGCGGAAUUCGAAACAUUCGAUGGAGCAAGCCGCGGGGUCUGGGGAUCUAUUCUGAUGCUUACCACAGUCAAGUGGAAUUUAGCCACCAUUGGGGCCUUUAUCACUAUCUUGCGACUUGCUUUCUCGCCCUUCGCACAGCAGGUCGUUCUAGUUGAGCAGCGCAAUAUUACCACCGCAGACAGCACCGCCACGUUCGGAUACUCGUACAGCUACAGUCGGGAUUUCCGGGGGUCGCUGGCAAACUCUGACAUCAACAGCAUCCCCCAGGACCCCGGUAUGCAGUCCGCCGUCUUCCAGGGCUUGUAUAGCAUCGACACCCCAGAACAAUUCCGCUGCCCUGGGACAUGUCGCUGGACCAACUCAUAUAUAUCGCUCGGGUUCAAGACUGAGUGCCGCAAUGUCAGCCAGACAGUCAUACAAUCGAGGAGCUGUUUCGACGACGAAGAUGGUUGGGAGAUAUGCAACAUGACGACGCCGGGCGGGCUCAGCCUUUCGACUCGCUACUCAGCGACCAGCGCGGUGACGACCUUCGCCUUAAAUGCGACCUCGCUGCUGAAUCCGCCGUCGGAGGGAGAGCUGCCCGAUACAUGGCCUGAGAUCACGCGAUUCGCAGUCUACAGAGCGACAUCGGACCACAAUUUCCUAGCAAACGACGUCAAUAUCACGGACUGCUCUCUCUUUCUCGCAGCAUAUGAGUACUCCGGUGCAAAGGCCAACGGCAGUGAUUUCUCUGCGAGCAGGCGGGAGGUCGAUUUCGGCGUAAAGAACCCCUGGACCUACGGGACCAACCCAGGAGCAAUGAUACUCGCGCGCAUGUACACCAACGAGACGACGGAUGGUAAUUCCAUAAUCCCCGGCCUUGAAAUCAGCUACGCUUUCAUCUCUGCACUGGAGACAUUCUUCAUGUCCCCGGCAAUUGUCUCCCAGUGGGUCGAGGGGAGUUAUGACAAUACCAACCUGGGUGUCGCUGCUGCUCUCUCCGGCGAUGUGGACCUCAACGAUCGGUUCCGUGGGAUGGCGACCUCAAUGACGAACUAUCUGCGGUAUGGUCCAAACCCGAGGACUGCAUAUGGAGAGAAAGUCGAGAGCGUUCCUUUUGUCUCCAUCCGCUGGGCUUACUUUGUUGUUCCAAUUCUCACGGAGGCGUUUGCAAUUCUGUUUGCCAUCUUGACUAUUUUGAGUAAUCGGAGAAGUCGCGGUAUUCCCUUGUGGAAGUCGUCGACACUUGCUGUGCUGGCCUGUCAGGUCGAGGAAAGACUUGGGCUCCUAAAGGCUACGGAUAAGGGUUUAAUAGAAAUCCAGGAAGAGGCUGAGAAGGCGAACGUACGACUACAAUAAUUCACAAUGAUGCCAAUGCAAACACAAAUGAGACAUGGUGUCUUUACCGUGCCGGUAGAGACCGCAGCUAGUAUUUCGAAUAAUUUC